AUGUCAAAGCAACUGCUACACAAGUUUCCAGAACGUCUCUGCAAGGAUAGCCAUGUUUGUAAAGAAAAUCACUGCAAUGGGAGAGUUGGCUAUCCUGCAGUGGAGCACCCACUUAGUGAGUGGUCAUUUGAACGAAACAAUGAUGGGUGCAGCGUGAAAGGUAAAGACAUUGCUAGUUCACCACCCACAGUGUUUGCUGAUGCUGAUGACAAAAUGCUCAUUGUCAAUGGCUCAUCUGAUGGUUUGGCUCCCUGUUUUUCUCAAAGAAAUAGUACAAUUGAUGGUGCUUUCACUCUAAUCUUCUGGUUGAUGGCAGACUGCCGAAACUGCUCAGUUCUGUCAGUGUUGGUGAAAGGGAAGCAGACUGUUCAAAUUCGUAUCAUUGAAGGCUCUAUUUCUGUGGGAAACACUAAUCAACAACAACCAAAUAUUGGCAAGCAAUGGAUUAUGAUUGGCCUUAGGUCUGUAAAUAACCAGGUUACUGUUUUCAUCAGUGACCAACCAAUAAAACUAGAAAACAGUGCAGAAAUUGUAAAUAUUUACAUAGGAAGCGAAGACGUUGCACCAAUCACAGAUAUCUUCCGUAUGUAUUCUGUAAGUUACUACAGGGAUGCUCUAACAAACAGAGAAAUUCAGGCCAAGAGGGUAGGCAUAACAGAUCCAACAAUCCAGUAUGAAGACUGUCAGUGUCCCAUUGAUCACUUUGAAGAAGUGGGUGACAACAACUGCACAGAUGGAACAUCCUACAUCCAGAGAUUCAUCCCAGAGCUUUUUUACAAUGCCAGUGUCACUGUGGAUGGUGACCACAACACCUACUGGGCAUCUUCAGACCAGGGAGAUGCUGUGCUAAUAUUAAACUUUAAUAUUUCAUUUCAGAUUGAGACAAUUAGAGUCUUUUUUAAUUCUAAGUUACCACAGCAAGUAUCAUUCUUCCUGUUUUCUGAAGGACAACAAAAGAGCUCUGGGGACUUUUUAU
Candidula unifasciata is the source of this 976-nucleotide messenger RNA. The record is from the annotation of a GenBank genome assembly. NCBI's taxonomy places the organism in Eukaryota, Metazoa, Mollusca, Gastropoda, Stylommatophora, Geomitridae.